This is a messenger RNA of Artibeus jamaicensis (Jamaican fruit-eating bat), 1140 nucleotides long. It is a transcript of the gene MOS, whose product is annotated as MOS proto-oncogene, serine/threonine kinase. The coding region runs from base 1 to 1140 and encodes 379 amino acids. The transcript has a single exon. The record is from RefSeq and is a predicted model, not a curated record. Gene Ontology annotation, biological process: protein phosphorylation. NCBI's taxonomy places the organism in Eukaryota, Metazoa, Chordata, Mammalia, Chiroptera, Phyllostomidae. Gene Ontology annotation, molecular function: ATP binding; protein kinase activity.
AUGGGGUUUUUUUUUGUUUUGGGUUUUUCGUUUUUUCCUUUUCACUUACCUGAGCCGCUCUGGAUCCAUUUUGAAGCCACCAUGCCCUCACCUCUCCCGCGGCGCAGUUACCUCCCCGGCGAAUUUUCUCCCUCUGUGGACUCUAGGCCCUGCAGUAGCCCCUCAGUGCUCCCAGGUAGGUCAGGGAAGCUCUUUCCCGGGGCCACUCCUCCCAGGGCCCCACGACUGCCACCCCGGCUAGCCUGGUGCUCCAUUGACUGGGAACAGGUGUGCUUGCUACAGAGGUUGGGAGCUGGGGGCUUCGGCUCAGUGUACAAGGCAACUUACCACGGUGUGCUGGUGGCCGUAAAGCAAGUGAACAGGUGCACCAAGAACCGACUGGCAUCCCAGCGCAGUUUCUGGGCUGAGCUCAACGUAGCAAGGCUUCGCCAUGACAACAUCGUGGGGGUUGUGGCUGCCAGCACCCGCACGCCCGUGAGCUUUAAUAGUUUAGGCACCAUAAUCAUGGAGUUUGGUGGCAAUGUCACUUUACACCAAGUCAUAUACGGUGCUACCAGCUGCCCUGAAGAGGAGGAGGAAGUGGAGCCUCACUGCUGUGCUGGAGAGCAACUAAAUUUGACCAAGUGCCUGAAAUAUGCCCUGGAUGUUGUGAAUGGACUCAAUUUCCUUCACUCACAAAGCAUUGUGCACUUGGACCUGAAGCCGGCUAACAUUCUGAUCAGUGAACAGGAUGUCUGCAGAAUUGCUGACUUUGGUUGUUCUGAGAAGCUGGAAGAUCUCCUGUGCUUCCAGACUCCUUCUCACCACCUAGGCGGCACAUACACCCACAGAGCCCCAGAGCUCCUGAAAGGAGAGAGCGUAACGCCCAAAGCUGAUAUCUAUUCUUUUGCAAUCACUCUCUGGCAAAUGGUUACCAAGGAUCUGCCUUACUUGGGGGAGCAUCACUACGUGCUCUAUGCUGUAGUGGCCUAUAAUCUUCGACCGUCUCUGUCAGCAGCUGUCUUCACGGACUCCAUCCUCGGGAAGAGACUUGAGAAGAUUAUCCAGUGCUGCUGGAGGGCCAGUGCUUCGCAGAGGCCAAGUGCAGAACUUCUUCUAGUUGAACUUAACUCUUUGAAAACUGAAUUUGGCUGGCUCUAA